ACCUCAGAGCAGCCUUUCUGCCUCCAGAGCCCCCUCAGCGACCGCUUCACCGCGUCUUCGCGCAAUGCGGGAGCUGCAGGGAGUAGCGGGGACUAGUCUCGGGGAUCCCACUCAGGCAGUUCUUACUGCUGUGUGACCCGAGGCCAACUGCCUCCAGACUCUGACCCUAGUACCAAGCGCUAGUAGAAACAACUGCCUCAUCCAGAUGUUGGGAGAAUAACGCCCAAAGUGCGGGGUAGUGAUCCUGGUACACACUGGACGCCCAGUCCAAUGGGUUACAGCAGACUAACUCCAGCAGAAACUUGAGGCAGCUUGGAGAAAGAAGGCAGCAAGCCAGGUCGUGAGAAUGAAAGGCCUCAGUGUGUGGAUUUCCUUUCUGUCCGCCCAGCAGUUUGCUCAGGGUGGGGAUGCACACCUGGCGGCGGAACGCGGGCCAAAUCCACGUCGACACCGGCUCACUUGGCGCGGCCCUAGUUGGGCGGGAUCUGUCGCUCCAAGCCAGCAGGGCCAAAGCUGAGCUAUUGGCUGCCCCAGGGUGGAGUGAAGCUCUACCCACUCCAGGGCUGCUGGUACUGCAGCCUCAGAGCGAGGCAUAGCUUCCCUGGCUAAGGACCCCACCCUUGAAGCUAUUUGCUGUUUUUACCGCUUCCUCCCGACUGACCUUCCAGGGGAAAGGUUGUUGGAGCACGAGGUGUUACUCAGCAAGCCCAGGAAACUUUUGCUCCUGGGAAAAGGCCUCAGUUUACAGGGACAUAUCCUAGCCUUCCAUGCCUGAGACUGUCCAUCCUCCAGACAUGAAGACAGGAAGGGCGCCAUGGAGGAGAAGGUGCUGGUCACAGGUGGGGCUGGCUACAUCGGCAGCCACACAGUACUGGAGCUGCUGGAGGCAGGCUACUCGCCUGUGGUCAUCGACAACUUCCAUAAUGCCAUUCGUGGAGAAGACUCCAUGCCUGAGAGCCUGCGCCGAGUCCAGGAGCUGACAGGCCGCUCUGUGGAGUUUGAAGAGAUGGACAUCUUGGACCAGGCAGCCCUACAGCACCUCUUUAAGAAGCACAGCUUUAAGGCCGUCAUUCACUUUGCUGGGCUCAAGGCUGUGGGCGAGUCGGUGCAGAAGCCUCUGGAUUACUAUAGAGUUAACUUAACAGGGACCAUCCAGCUUCUGGAGAUCAUGAGGGCCCAUGGGGUGAAGAAUCUGGUGUUCAGCAGCUCAGCCACCGUGUACGGGAACCCCCAGUACCUGCCUCUGGAUGAGGCCCACCCCACCGGGGGCUGUACCAACCCCUAUGGCAAGUCUAAGUUCUUCAUUGAGGAGAUGAUCCGGGACCUGUGCCGGGCAGACACGGCCUGGAAUGCUGUGCUGCUUAGGUACUUCAAUCCCAUAGGCGCCCACGCCUCUGGCCGCAUCGGCGAAGAUCCUCAGGGUAUCCCCAACAACCUCAUGCCCUAUGUCUCCCAGGUGGCAAUCGGGCGACGAGAGGCCCUGAAUGUCUUUGGUGACGACUAUGCUACAGAGGAUGGGACAGGCGUGCGGGAUUACAUUCAUGUGGUGGAUCUGGCGAAGGGCCACAUAGCAGCCUUGAAGAAGCUGAAGGAGAGAUGUGGUUGCCGGACCUACAACCUGGGCACGGGCACAGGCUACUCUGUCCUGCAGAUGGUCCAAGCCAUGGAGAAGGCCUCAGGGAAGAAGAUCCCGUACAAGGUGGUAGCACGGCGGGAAGGUGACGUGGCGGCCUGUUAUGCCAACCCCAGCCUGGCCCAUGAGGAGCUGGGCUGGACAGCAGCCUUAGGGCUGGACAGGAUGUGUGAGGAUCUGUGGCGCUGGCAGAAGCAGAACCCUUCAGGCUUUGGGGCACAGGCCUGAGGACCUCCUUGCCAUGGACCAGAAAAGAAAAGAGCAGCUGCCUGCUUUCCAGUCUCCACAGGACCCUGUACCCUCGUACUCUGGGGCCAAGCUGAGGCCACCCUACCUCAAAUGCCAGCUGUCUACUCAGCCCUCCAGGCAGGAGAGAGACCUCUGGCUCCCCUGACCAGAAAGGAGUCUGGGGUUUUCCAGCCUAUCUCCCCCAGAGUCUAGCAACUCAUGUGAUCCCCAGAGCCUUGGGGAGGCCAGGGGGUCUGGGACCAUAGCCUCCCCCAGGCACUAACUUAUACUGCUAUGAUUGAGCUUUCCAAAGUAUUUAAAAUAAAACUGGUUUCUUAUCGUGA
Messenger RNA from Arvicanthis niloticus (Nile rat), 2205 nucleotides. NCBI's taxonomy places the organism in Eukaryota, Metazoa, Chordata, Mammalia, Rodentia, Muridae. The record is from RefSeq and is a predicted model, not a curated record.